This is a messenger RNA of Babjeviella inositovora NRRL Y-12698, 2175 nucleotides long. It is a transcript of the gene SFL2, whose product is annotated as Sfl2p. The coding region runs from base 429 to 2036 and encodes 535 amino acids. Gene Ontology annotation, molecular function: sequence-specific DNA binding; DNA-binding transcription factor activity. Gene Ontology annotation, biological process: regulation of DNA-templated transcription. NCBI's taxonomy places the organism in Eukaryota, Fungi, Ascomycota, Pichiomycetes, Serinales. The record is from RefSeq and is a predicted model, not a curated record. The transcript has a single exon.
CAAACAUCUGUUUCAUGGUUUCAUAAGACUGUAUUCUUUGAUCCUUCGCGCAUCCUAACUAAGCUCGUUAAUCUCUCUGGCCCCAAACGAAAAGUUUUCUACUUUUCAUAUUAUUGCUCUUCCUUUGCAAGCCAACUCUAUAGUGUUGCAACCUUACUGUUGCCUCAGACCGAAGUUUUCCUCCCGUGCGCAGUCUUGCUUUCUGCGUAACCGGCUAAAGUUUGAUUUUUUACGUGCGACUCAUUCAUCAAGGUUUUCUAGUCUUGUUCCUGUUCCGUUCCUGGUGCAAUUACGCUCUGAGCAACUCACGUCACCAACUUUGCGUCUAAAACCACCUUCUUUCGACUUCCACGUCUUUUUGACAAAGUGGCUAGUCUAUUAAUCCAUCUCUUCAAAAUCAUCUGUGUUUCCAGUAACACGCAACGUCCAUGUCUAGUUACGCUCUGAAGGACAAGAAUCCUUCAAAGAAGAGCGCCUUCGUCGAGAAGCUCUUCCUGAUGCUCUCAGAGCCGUCCCUCGCCAGCGUCAUCUGGUGGACACGAGGCGACACUGAGGGCACGUUUGCACUAUUACCCGGUGGUGAGUUCUCCAACUGCCUCACAAACUACUUCAAACACGGAAACAUCUCCUCCUUCGUCAGACAGCUCCACAUGUACGGUUUCCACAAGGUCAGCGACUCACAAACUCCGUCCAACGACAACUACGACCCCAGCUCCAACGCGCCACGGCCAGACCAGCCGGUCUGGGAGUUCAAACACUCGUCGGGAAGGUUUAAGAAAGGCGAUGAGGAGUCGUUGAAGUAUAUCAAACGUCGCACGUCCACCAAUAACAACGCGUACGACCUCGACAAGGACUCCAAAUAUGCUCGGCUGGGUUUCGCAUAUACCCGCGAGCAUCCGCAAGAGUAUGUACCGCAGUACUACGUGUAUCCGCAGGGAUACUAUCCGGGGGCACCUCCGCUCCAGCAGGCCCAGGCUCCCGGCUACUUCGUCUCGACCCUGGAGUUUCCUGUACACCAUCCUGAACACCACGUGUAUUCCGCGUACGACAAUGAGCGCCCGCACCCGCAGUUCCGCUCGCUCUCAGCACCGUCCCAGUCGUACUUCCAGUACUCACAGUAUCCACCGCAGUAUCCGCAACCGUACUCGUCGGCAUAUCUGCAGCCAUACUCACAGCUCCAACCCCACCCUGCCCACCACCCAGCUCCUCACCAACCCUAUCCCGCUCCUCAAGCCUCUCACCAAAACCCCCAGAAGUCCCACCUUCCACAUUACUCGCAACCACCCGCCCCUUAUAACAGAACGCCAUCGCCUUCAGCGGGAAACCCAGCAGAGGUGCUGUUUUUCGGUAACUCGAGACGCAGAUACCCAUCUGUGCUACUCGAUCCGUUGGCACCUUCGCCUGUCGAAUAUGCCCCAAAGAAUGUGUUGCAGAAAAGUACUUCUGCACUUUCGUUGAUUCAAAAGUCGUUCUCGCAGCUCCAGCCACCAACGGAAAGACCAGAUGCCGCUGAAAUACCAGUAGGGCAACCUGCUUUGGUGCGGCAGCCAACAUCGUUGCCUACAGCUAUUGAGAAACGGCUUGCGGUACCCAGCGAUCUGCGAACAUCGUUGCCGCAUAUUGAGGAGCUCCGUUCGCAGUUCAGACCGUCGAUAAUUGCCUUGCAUGCGGCACCGCCCUCGCUUUCAGGGUCCAGCGUAAGCACGACGGCGAAUUCCUCCAUCUUCUCGAAGUCAUCAAUUUCAUCUAUCGCAUCUCUCAACGCGCAUCCGCCUAGUUAUGACAACAAAAGUUCAAUCUCAACCUUGUUGAACUCCUCUGGAAAUGGAAGCGAAAAUUCUGUUGCCACCCUUUCAGGCGAGCUGUGUGACUCGCCUGAACCGGUAGGGCGAAAACGAUCGCUUUCAGAUGGAGAAGAGGGGCGUCCGGCAAAGCUUUUGAACCCGAAGCUAGCUAGUGGAGAUGAAGAAGCAGAAAAAAUGUCUGUCACUUCGUUGAUGUCAGCACCAGUGGUGAUACAACUGAAAGAUGUAUAGGGAAAUAUGAAUUAUCUGAUUAUUUUGAUCCGUUAUGACCUUGUAGUUCAUUUAUUAUAUAUAUAUAUAUAUAUAUAAUACGACUUUUUCUUUGACCAGAAUGUGCAAAUAUAUACCCUAACAGAGUCCUGUACCGGAA